AUGCAUUUCGCUUCCGUCAUCGCCCUUCUUUCUGCCCUCGGCACCGUAUCGGCAUCGCCACGCCAUGGAAUUCGAAGCCAGUGUGUCGGCCGCGCGACAGCUUCCACCCACCCGUUUGAAGGCAGGAAGCUAUACGCCAACCCAGAGUGGGCUCAGAAGCUUGAGAUAACCCACAAAAGUUUCUUAAACAAGGGCGACACCACAAACGCCGGAAAGGUCCGCACGAUCCAGAACAUCGGCACCUUUGUGUGGGUCUCCAACACCGCCAUGCUGGCCGACAUCGACACCGCCAUCAAGGGCGCCCGCGCGGCCCAGGCGAAGACCGGCCAGAAGCAGACCGUUGGUUUGGUGCUGUACAACCUUCCCGACAGAGACUGCAGCGCGGGAGAGAGUGCCGGCGAGUCCAGCGUCGACAAGAACGGACUACAGCUGUACAAGGAUACCUUUAUCAAGCCCUACACGGAGAAGCUGGCUGCCGCGACCGAUCUGCACUUUGCCGUGAUCCUCGAGCGCGAUGCUUUGGCCAACGCUGUCAUGAGCACGGUAGUUGGAAACGUACGCUUGUCGAGAAAGCCUCUUGCUGACUGUGAUCAAUGUAGGACGUCUCGCUCUGUACCAAGACCAAGACGUCGUACGAGGAUGGUAUCGCUCAUGCCAUCGCAAGCCUGCAUGCAGUACGACCAUGUCAGCUUAUAUAUCGGUGCCGCCAACGGAGGUUGGUUGGGCUGGGAUAGCAAUCUGGGCCCUGCGGCCGAGGAGUUUUCCAAGGUUGUGAAGGUGGCUGGCAAGAAUGCAAUGAUUCGUGGAUUUUCGACCAACGUCUCCAACUACAACCCCUUGUUUGCCAACCAGCCCCUGAGUUACGCCAGGGGGAGCAAGUCCUAUGACGAGAGCCACUAUGCCCUCUCUCUCGCUCCUCACCUCGAGGCCAAUAGCUUGCCUUCCCAGUUCAUCAUCGACCAAGGCCGUAUUUCAUACAGCAGAAAGGAUUGGGGUGAGUGGUGCAAUGUCAGCCCUGCCGGCUUCGGCAUGUAG
This is a messenger RNA of Colletotrichum graminicola M1.001, 1035 nucleotides long. Its product is annotated as glycosyl hydrolase family 6. The transcript is spliced from 3 exons. NCBI's taxonomy places the organism in Eukaryota, Fungi, Ascomycota, Sordariomycetes, Glomerellales, Glomerellaceae. Gene Ontology annotation, molecular function: hydrolase activity, hydrolyzing O-glycosyl compounds. The record is from RefSeq and is a predicted model, not a curated record. The coding region runs from base 1 to 1035 and encodes 344 amino acids. Gene Ontology annotation, biological process: cellulose catabolic process.